AUGGCCCGAUCGGACCUCUCCGCGGCGCCGCGGCUGGUCGACAAGGCGACGCGCGAGUGCGGCCAGGCUGGCUCGGGCGAGAGCGCUUGGGUCGCGCUGAAGGACUUUGCGCGCUGCUCGGACGCCCAUCUCCUCGCGAUCGCCGGCGCGGUGUGGGAGCACCUCGGCGCCCCGCACUCGCAGGCUCGCUGGCAGGCGCUCGAGCUGUGCGCGCGGCUCUGGCCUCGCUCCGCCGCCUUCCGGCACGCGCUGAUGCGCGACAUCCCCACCUUUGUCCAGCUCGUGUGCGCCAUCGCGCCAGCCGCAUCUGCUGGACGCGCCGCCGCUGCCCGUGGCGGGCUGCCACCGCCCGAGCACUGGGCGAAGCAGCUGCAUCGGCGCGGCGUCGAGCUGAUCGAGAGGUGGCACGCGUCGCACGGGCACCUUCCCGAGUACCGCCAGCUCGACCUCGCUCGCCGGCGCGUCUGCACCAGCGCUGCCUCCGCGUCGGCGUCUCUGGACGACGGCCCUCAGGCGCAGCGGUGGGCAGAGCAGUGGCAGCAGCUGCGGGACGGAGGGGCGGAGGCGAGCCUCGCCGAGGCGGCGGCGGCCGUCGUGCAGCUCGGCACGUGCGUCCAGAUCAUGGCACCGAUCGACCUGCGCCAGCCGGAGCAGCGCAGCGAGGAGGAGCGGGCAGCCCUCGGGGAGGCGCUGCAGGGUGCUUGCCGAGAGGCGCGCCUCCGCCUCCUCCCGAAGCUUCGCGCGCACCUCGCCGCCCUCGCGCACGCCCCGCUCGACGACGACUUGCAGAGCCACGAGCGGCGCGUCACUCGCGGCUGCGAGCCGAGACUGGCCGGGCGCGUACACACGCGGCUGCUGCGGCGCGUCACGGCGGCGCGUUCGGCGCUGCUCGAGCUGCUUCUCCCCGACGGCGCCACCCGCACGCAAGAGGGGGAGGCAGCCCAGGGGGAGGGGGAGACCGACUCCGAUUCCGACUUUGAGGACGUGCCCCUGCUGCCGGCGCAUAGCCUCGCGCGGACUGCCGCCGCCUCCGACACGCCCGCCGCCGCCGCCGAGCGGGCGGUGCGAUCGCCGCGUUCGGCUGCGAGGGCUGCCGCAGCGUUGAUGGGCGCGAGCGCGGGUGCCGCCGCCGGAGCGAACGACGGGACGGCGCUCUGUGGCGCGCCGCGCCGCGACGGAAGCUUGUGUCGCGUGGCCGUGCCGCCGGGCGGCGUGUGCCCGUUCCACGGCGAGCGGUGCGAGCGCGACGAUGACGGCAUCCCCUUGCACGACGAGUGGCGGCAAGGAGGGGAGCGGCCACCCGAGGCUCCGGCCGCAGAGGGGCAGGCGGCGCCAGCGCCAGCGCCAGCCCGCGGAGAGGUGUCGCCUCCUCCCCCGCGUGCGAAGCGAUCCCGCCCUCGCCGCUCCGCCGCGGCCAGGGGCGGGCUGGAGGAGGUGGAGAGGCCUCGCUCGCAUCCGCAGCUCCACGCGAGGCUCGCUCGGAAGCGGCCGGGCGGCGCGGAGCGGCGUGCGGAGGCGGCGCGCGACGCGAAUGCCGCCACACGGGCGCGGUUCAAUAACUUAUGGUGA
This is a messenger RNA of Emiliania huxleyi CCMP1516, 1569 nucleotides long. RefSeq lists its product as hypothetical. Gene Ontology annotation, biological process: transcription-coupled nucleotide-excision repair; response to UV. Lineage: Eukaryota; Haptophyta; Isochrysidales; Noelaerhabdaceae. Gene Ontology annotation, cellular component: chromosome. The record is from RefSeq and is a predicted model, not a curated record. Gene Ontology annotation, molecular function: RNA polymerase II complex binding. The coding region runs from base 1 to 1569 and encodes 522 amino acids. The transcript has 6 exons.